This is a messenger RNA of Stegastes partitus (bicolor damselfish), 2325 nucleotides long. It is a transcript of the gene brd9, whose product is annotated as bromodomain containing 9. Gene Ontology annotation, cellular component: nucleus. The transcript has 17 exons. Gene Ontology annotation, biological process: regulation of transcription by RNA polymerase II. Lineage: Eukaryota; Metazoa; Chordata; Actinopteri; Pomacentridae. The coding region runs from base 97 to 2118 and encodes 673 amino acids. The record is from RefSeq and is a predicted model, not a curated record.
UUAGCAGUUUUCUCGUUAACUUGUUCCAACAGGGUUAACGCUUAGCGACGAGUGGCAACACAACUGGAAUAAUAAUUACAGUACAGAUACGCAAACAUGGGAAAAAAGCACAAGAAACAUAAACCGGAAUGGAGGACAGUUGACGACUAUGAGGACAAAGCUCUUGAAAAGCCCUUGAAGCUGGUGCUCAAAGUUGGAGGAAGCGAGGUGACAGAGCUCUCUGGUUCAGGGCAUGACUCCAGCUACUACGACGACAGAUCGGACCACGAGCGAGAACGCCACAAAGAGAAAAAGAAAAAGAAGAAGAAAAAAUCUGAAAAGGAUAAAGACAAAUAUGUGGAUGAUGAGGAGAGAAGGCGGCGGAAGGAAGAAAAAAGGAAGAAGAGAGAACGAGAGCAGAAUGAAUCGGAGGCAGCAGCAGCAGCAGCUGCGACAGCUGCCACUAGCGGCGUACCUGUUGAACCUUUCACACUGACAAAAACAAUAACUAUUGGAUUAGAGCCAGAAGAGAAGAAAAAGAAGAAAGAAAGAUUUGAAAUAGAACCUGAAGUGGAAGAGUUUCACCCCAAUGUGAAAGUGGAAGUGGAGCAACAAGGAGACCGACCAGUCAGAGCCUGCCGGACACAGCAAGAGAAUGAGUCCACUCCUCGUCAACAACUGCUGGAACACUUUUUGAGGCAGCUGCAGAGGAAAGAUCCCCACGGAUUCUUCUCACUUCCAGUAACGGAUGCGAUUGCUCCUGGUUACUCGAUGAUCAUCAAACAUCCUAUGGACUUCAGCACCAUGAAGGACAAGAUUAGAAACAACGAAUACAACACAGUAACAGAAUUUAAGGCCGACUUCAAGCUGAUGUGUGACAACGCCAUGGUAUACAACCGACCAGAGACUGUCUACUACAAAGCUGCCAAGAAACUGCUUCAUACAGGAUUCAAGAUGAUGAGCAAGGAGCGGCUUUUAGCCCUGAAGCGUAGCAUGUCUUUCAUGCAGGAUAUGGAUUUCACCCAGCAGGCAGCCAUUUUAGGAGACGAAGACCUGACGACUGACGUGCCUCCUCCAGAGACCAUCCCCAUCCCAGUGGAGUCUGCAAAGAAGUCCAGGAAGCAGCCAGUCAAAGACAUGAAGGAAGUCAUCAGCUAUCUGUAUGAACCAGAGGGAAAUGCUUGCAGCUUGACUGACAGCACAGCAGAGGAGCAUGUUCUGGCGCUGGUUGAACAUUCUGCAGAUGAAGCUCGAGACCGCAUCAACAGAUACAUGCCAAACUCCAAGAUGGGCUACUUACGCAAAGAGUCGGACAGUUCUCUUCUAUAUACUGUUGUAAAUCAGCUGGAUCCUGAUGCAGAAGAAGAGGAAACCCAUAAAGUGGACCUGAGUUCUCUGUCAAAUAAGCUUCUUCCAGGAUUAACAACUUUAGGUUUCAAAGAUGACAGGAGACACAAAGUGACUUUCCUCAGCAGUGCCUACAACAUCCAGAGCCUUCAGAAGAACUCCAUCUUCCCAGACUUGCUGUCUGAUGAGAUGGACACGCUCUAUUCAGCCUAUGGAGAUGACACAGGGGUACAGUGUGCUCUGAGUGUACAGGAGUUUGUCAAGGGCUGCGGAAGUGUCACCAAGCAUUGGGUCGAUGGGCUUCUGGACAAGAUGACCGCAGGCGAUCACAGUAAAGCUGUGAGUCAGAUUCGACAGAAAAGAAACAUAACGCUGAAACCUGAUGAAACCAAGUCCAACAUCUGUGACAUUCAGAUGAGCGAUGGCGCUGGCCUGGGAGAGAGCAGUUCAGUGCUGGACUUCAUGUCAAUGAAGAACUAUCCUGAUAUGUCUCUGGAUAUUUCCAUGCUUAACUCAUUAGGUAAAAGUGUGAAAAAAGAACCAGGGAACGAGGAGGGUCAACAGAAUUUUGAUGAUGCUGACAAACUCCUGCAGGAGUUCCAGGAGGCUCAGGUCGACAGAGUCGGCUCCAGGCCCUCGUCCAACCUGUCUUCUCUAUCUAACGCGUCAGAGAGGGACCAGCACCACUUAGGAAGCCCGUCACACCUGGGUGUUGGGGACCAGUCUGAAAUGGUUCGCGAUCCCUACGAGUACCUGCAGUCUCCAGAGCCAGAGGGUUCGGCCAACAGCUGACCACACACACUGCCGUUUUGUCAUCCUUGUGUUAACAACACUGGGCACUCAGUGUUGGACUGUUCAAACACUGUGGACGCAACAAGGAGCCUCAGUCCUGCUUUAAAAACUGAAGACAAGUGUACAGACUGUUUGUAGUGUAAUUGUUUUUUUUUUUUGUACGAGCGCAACACUUGAAGAAUAAAUGUUUUUGUCUGUAUUUAUAAA